This is a messenger RNA of Drosophila biarmipes, 1840 nucleotides long. RefSeq lists its product as uncharacterized. Gene Ontology annotation, biological process: mating. The transcript is spliced from 2 exons. Bases 55 to 1791 code for a protein of 578 amino acids. The record is from RefSeq and is a predicted model, not a curated record. NCBI's taxonomy places the organism in Eukaryota, Metazoa, Arthropoda, Insecta, Diptera, Drosophilidae. Gene Ontology annotation, cellular component: extracellular region.
AUAAGCAAGAUUUCUAGAGUUCUGAAACUUUUAGGUAAUAGCAGCUUCUUCGAGAUGAGAGUGUUAUUCCCAUGUUCCGCAGUUCUUCUUCUGCUAAUGAUCGUUGCAAAAGCACAGCAACGCGAUAUACCGAAAAGUGAUUUGACACCUCAGAAUGUUUCGCCCAAGAGCAAAUCUCUGCAAAAAGAUUCUUCCACGAGCGAUUCUUCGGUGCUUUUGAAAGACGCAAAUAACAACAUCUUGACGAGCAGUGUAUUUCCCAAGAACGAUAAGAAGAUUAGUAUUUCUCCUAAAAGCGAUCCUUGGAAAAAUAUACGUGAGGCCGACUUACCCCUAGAAGAUGAUCCGAAGAGCGAGGCCCUACCUUUAAGUACCCUAAGCUCACAGAAUGUUAUUCCAAAGAGCGAGUCUCUGCAAAGAGAUUCUUCCAAGAUGGGGAGCGAUUCUUCUGUGCUUUUGAAAGAACCAUCUUUAAAAGUCUUGACGCACAAUAAUUCUAUAUCCGCCAAGAACGAUUCGACGAUUAGAAUUUCACCCAAGAGUGGUCAAUUGAAAAAUAUUCGUGUGAUCGACUUACCCCUAGAAGAUGAUCCGAAGAGCGAAGCUCCACCUUUAAGUAUUUCGUCCAUAAGCUCACAGAAUGUUAUUCCUAAGAGCGAGUCCCUGCAAAGAGAUUCUCUCAAGAUGGGGAGCGAUUCUACUGUGCUUUUGAAAGAACCAUCUUUAAAAGUCUUGACGCACAAUAAUUCUAUAUCCGCCAAGGACGAUUCGACGAUUAGAAUUUCUCCCAAGAGUGGUCGAUGGAAAAAUAUUCGUGUGAUCGAUUUACCCCUAGAAGAUGAUCCGAAGAGCGCGGCUCUUCCUUUAAGUAUUUCUCCCGUAAUGUCACAAAUUGUUCAAGCUAAGAGCGAGACUUUGAAAGAAGAUUAUUCGAAGAAUGAUACGAUAAGGAACGAUUCCUCUAUGCUCUUGAAAGAAUCAUCAAUGAAAGACUUAACGCAAAAUAAUUCUAUAUCCCCCAAGAACGAUUCCACGAUUGGAAUUUCUCCCAAGAGUGGUCGAUGGAAAGAUAUACGUGUGAUCGAUUUACCCCUAGAAGAUGAUCCAAAGACCGGGGCUCUACCGCCAAGUAAUUCUUCCGUAAACUUACUUAGCGAUUCCUUUCUGAAUGGUGCAUCACCAAGUGGUUCAACUAAAAAAGAUCCUCCGCUGAACCAAAAACCCAAAACGGACUUCUUAAUGAUAGUUCCAUAUAAUAGGGUUAUAGGUAAAGUCCCGCACAUUGGUGCCCCUAACUCUAGGCCACUGAUAUUAACAACUUCUGAGGCAAUCAAUGAGCUACGAAAGAGGUUGAUGGUAGAGGUUGCUAGAACUGAACUAUUCCGGAAUCGGUCAACCAACUUACUGAAGGAAAUACUAGCCAGCAACUCUAUGAUUCUUAAAUCUCAGAAAGAAAGCCCUAGUAUGGUAGCAGAGAUGAACAAGGUAGACCGCCAGCUGCUGGAGGUUAACUUGCAGCUGGAAAGUGUCCAAAAGCAGUUGAAGAUGUGCCAGGGAAGACUCUCUGGUAACUUUGUACUGCAGAUUGCCGAAAACGAGGCCAAUAGGCUGUUCAUGGAGGAGCGAAAGCCCCUGAUCAGGUAUAGCCAUCGAAAUAGGUACCUAAAACUUCUACGGCAUCUGCGGCGAAGGGUCAAGGACGAAAUCUACAAGAUCUCCGAGCUAGUUGAGGACACAACCACAACCGAGAAGCCCACUCCGGGAAUAUUUCCAACUUUACCGUGGUUCUAAUCAUUGUUUAAAAUGUAGUUUUUAUGCAAAUAAACAUGCAAAAACAAAA